GGGAGGCGGAAGUGAGCGUCUCUCCGGAACCCGGAAGUCCUGGCAAGAAAAGGCGAGCGGGGGCUUCAGCCGGGAUGGACGAUACACUCUUUCAGUUAAAGUUUACAGCCAAGCAGCUGGAGAAGCUUGCCAAGAAGGCAGAAAAGGACUCCAAAACAGAACAAGCCAAAGUCAAGAAGGCCCUUCAGCAGAAGAAUGUGGAAUGUGCUCGGGUCUACGCAGAGAACGCCAUCCGGAAGAAGAACGAAGGCUUGAACUGGCUGCGCAUGGCUUCCCGCGUAGAUGCCGUGGCCUCCAAGGUCCAGACAGCUGUGACCAUGAAGGGAGUAACCAAGAAUAUGGCCCAGGUGACCAAGGCCUUGGACAAAGCUCUCGGCUCCAUGGAUCUUCAGAAGGUUUCGGCUGUGAUGGACAAGUUUGAACAGCAGGUCCAGAAUCUGGAUGUCCACACUUCAGUGAUGGAGGACUCCAUGAGCUCAGCCACCACCUUGACGACGCCCCAGGAGCAAGUGGACAGCCUGAUAGUGCAGAUUGCCGAGGAGAACGGCCUGGAGGUGAUGGACCAGCUGAACCAGCUGCCCGAAGGGGCCUCGGCCAUGGGGGAGAGCUCGACGCGUUCGCAGGAGGAUCAGCUGUCACGGAGGUUGGCUGCCUUGCGGAAUUAAUUCUCCCGCCCCCUCGCAGACAGUUGCUCCUGCCUUGUUCUCCUAUGAUUUGUGGGGUUUCUGCCUGGAGCCCUGGCCUUCCGGCCCCCUGGCCAUCCUCUUCAAGGGCCAGGGGGGAGACUGCCCUCUCCACCCCUGCAGGUCAGCUGUGCCCAGUGUGGACCUCAUCCUCAUCCAGCCACGAUCGCUCCUGUCUAAAGCAGCUGUGUGGGCGUGCCUGGUCCUUGGCCAAGGGCUCUCCGGGAAUGGAUGCCCUGCCUCCCCCAACUGCUUCUCCUUCCAGCCUGCACUCCUCCUCCUCCUCCUCCUCCUCCUCCUCCUCCUCCCCCCUCUCCUCUCCCUCCUCCCCCUCCUGCCUGGUGAGAGGAACCUGAGUGUGCAAUGCUUGCCACGGUGGAAGCCCAGCCUUUGGGGCAUUGGGCACUCCUAAGAGGGCCAGGAACACGCCGGGUGCUGCAUGCGUAGAUUCCACUGUACCGAGGGCUCCUCCUCAUGCCGGUUGCUGUCCGUUCCUCCUUGUUUCGUGCAUGUGUGGAAGAGGCCACUGGGAAGUUGGGAAGGCGCUGCCAGGAAGACGGAGACGGCCCUUUUUCUGGCAGCUCUGGAAUCUGCCUUGAAUUUACAGACCACAAAGUGACCUUUGCAAACAGUGGCCCUGCUGCCCCUCUGCCUUCAUGCAUGUGCCCCCCUCCCCUCCUCCCCAAAGCUUGUCAUGUGGGGGUGAGGGGAAAGUAUGGCUGGGUCUGGAGGAGCCCCUUCCUCCAAACGUCUCGGCUUCAGGAGAAGACCCUCCUGCGCAUAGAAGGGCCUUCAGCCUAACUCUGGUGCUUGAGCCACACACCCCCCAAUUUCUCCAAGUAACAAGCAUCGGGACGUCCUUGGAGAGAGAGAGAGAGAGCGUGUAUGUGUGUGUGUGUGUGUAAAUGAGAGCCAAGGCCAUCUCCCCUCCUCCCCUGAGAAUUCAGGUUUCCCGUCAAAGCCAAGCUCUGGGUGGCAAGCAAGUAUUUCCUCCUUUCCUGGUGGCAUUAAGUGUGUGUUUCUCCUUUCCCUCCUCGGGGUGGGGGCCUUGAGCUGCCCUGCUCCUCUGGGCUGGGGAGGGCAAGAGAUGACAAUAAUCUUCCCUGGAACAUUUUAUUUUUUUACGGAGCCGUGAAUUCUCCAACACUAAGAAAAAUUGUCUUUGCCUUUUUCUUUCUGUAAAUGAGAAGUGACUGUUGUCCAUUGUUUUAAUGUUGGCUUAAAUAAACAAACUCUCUGGGAAGCAGGAGCUGCACCCAGAUUUGCAAAGCUGGAUGGUUGUUUGUGUCCGGUGGGACUCGAAAAUGGUUCCCCGAAGCAGCUCGGUUGUUUGGGAGCCAAAAAGGAGCCCCGGCUAGCUCUCUACUCGGGGGGGGGGGGGGGGAGAAGGGGAGAGGGACUCACUGGGGGGCUGCUUUCCCUCCACGGGGCUCUGUUCCCAUCUUCACCGGUGCUGCUUCCUGGAAGAAGAGGCCCUGUGUGGGAGGAGCUGCUCUGGAGGUAGCAGGGCUCAGGAAACCACUCGGGAAAUCAACUCGACAGGAAGGUGGGUCAAAUUCCUUUUUAUUCCCAUCAGCUUUAGUCACAGAAUCUUGCCAGUCUGGCUGCUGGGUGUUUCCUAGCACCCCCGUCAAUCAGGAAGGGGCCCUUUCUGGAUCUGAUCUCCUUUUUUCGGGGCAUAAAAGAAAAGUCGCCCCUCCUUCCUUACCCAGACAGUGGAUCCUGCCUGUUUCCAUCAAGGUAGGUUUUUAAAUGAAGAUUUGCAUCCCAAUUUCUUUUUCCAUGUACAAGUCACAGUGGGAAGCACCCCUCCUAAUAUUCCUUUUCUCUUUCCAAGAACAACUGUGUGUGGGGGGAGGAGGGUGGCGGUUUAGGCUGAGGGGGACUGGCCCAAAGUCACCCAGUUAGCCGACAGCGGGACUUGAACUCGCCGUCUCCCUUGGUUCUUUUAUUGCAAUGCAGGUUAUAAUAUGCAGGUAGUCCUCAUUUAGUGACCAUAGUUGGGAUCA
Messenger RNA from Thamnophis elegans (Western terrestrial garter snake), 2692 nucleotides. RefSeq names its product charged multivesicular body protein 1A (gene CHMP1A). The coding region runs from base 75 to 665 and encodes 196 amino acids. Gene Ontology annotation, biological process: protein transport; late endosome to vacuole transport; endosome transport via multivesicular body sorting pathway. Gene Ontology annotation, cellular component: multivesicular body; ESCRT III complex. The transcript is spliced from 7 exons. The record is from RefSeq and is a predicted model, not a curated record. Lineage: Eukaryota; Metazoa; Chordata; Lepidosauria; Squamata; Natricidae.